Patiria miniata (bat star) is the source of this 4293-nucleotide messenger RNA. RefSeq lists its product as uncharacterized. Gene Ontology annotation, cellular component: nucleus; cytoplasm. Gene Ontology annotation, biological process: tRNA wobble uridine modification. The transcript is spliced from 5 exons. Lineage: Eukaryota; Metazoa; Echinodermata; Asteroidea; Valvatida; Asterinidae. The coding region runs from base 549 to 2846 and encodes 765 amino acids. Gene Ontology annotation, molecular function: S-adenosylmethionine-dependent methyltransferase activity; tRNA binding. The record is from RefSeq and is a predicted model, not a curated record.
UUUUUUCACAGGUUCCUUGCAUAAACUUGUGUCAGUCUUUUACUAUCACGGCAAUGACGUAAACUGAGUUUUCCGUUGUGUGAAGUGGGGUUCAUUUUCCGAAACAUAAUACUAAAAUGAUUGCGUACAAGUUUAUUAUUGAGGGGAUUUUUUGUGUGUGCUUUAUUGUUAAAUUUGGCAGAAGUCGUCUGCGCGUUGUUUGUACGUGUUGUGGGCCGGGUUACUCGCUGGCGGGCCGCUCGUUCGACCUGCCUUUUGUGCCACCGCUCACUUUUCUGUCGGUGUCACUUCAGUGAUGACAAAAAACACCGAGACUGCUGAUGGCGUUGCUGACUGACUGAUGAGUUCAACAUAGUUCAACCAUAGAGCAACUUUCAUUCACAAUAAAGCUCCAGUCCACCCAUGCACUGCCAGCAUUUCUUCUCACAGAUGCCUGAGGGUACUGUGUCCUCACCACUGCAUGGAUGAGUGAGCGCGGAGUGCCGAUCAGCCUGGCCUUAGCGCCCUAGGGAGGUCUCCCCUUGGCCCCUUCCCCUCACCCCCUCCCCAUGGAUCGCCAGACUCAGUCCGUCGCGUUGGAGAAGCAGCACGUGCACGAUGUCUACGAGCGGAUCGCCCCGCACUUCAGCGACGCGCGGUACAAGGCCUGGCCCCGGGUGAAGGAGUUCCUGCUGAGCUUGGAGCCGGGCAGCAUCGUGGCCGAUGUCGGGUGCGGUAAUGGCAAGUAUCUGGGAAUCAACAAGCAGAUCUACAAGGUGGGCUCGGACUGCUGCUCCAGCCUGGUCAGCAUCGCCCACCGCGCCGACCACGAGGCCAUGGUCUGCGACAACAUCCGUCUUCCCUACCGCGACGACAGCUUUGACGCGGUCAUCUCCAUCGGGGUCAUCCACCACUUUGCCACCACGGAGCGCCGGGCCCAGGCCCUGACGGAGCUGGCCAGGAUCUGCCGGCCCGGCGGGCAGAUCAUGAUCUACGUCUGGGCGAUGGAACAGAAGCUGAGAAAGUUUGAUGCACAAGAUGUGUUGGUCCCGUGGCACUUGCAACCGAGAAAGCUGAAAAACAAAGAAGACUCAAGAAAAUAUGCACCUCAUCAUUUUGUGAGCAGCGGCUCUCCCACCGAGGAAACUUCCAGAAGAAAGCUCCACCAGAAGUCCAAGAUGCACUCUGCUGGGAAGGGCAUCUCCUCACAUCAAGGAAGAGCACCAUUCAUCCCUCACCAGCACUCUGCCGAGUCCAUGAAUGGGUCCGGCAAGGCAAGGGCCAACCACAGCAAGGGGCUCCUCAGGACCCAGUCCGAUCAGAGUAAUGAUCAACACAGCUAUGCAGAGAAGAACCACUUCAAGAGGUUGCUUCUCCCGAACCGUUCUGCCUCCGUCGACGAGGUCUUCCUGAACAUCAGCCGGGAGGAGAACGGCAUCUCCUGCCGAGAGGUCUGGAUGAAUAAAACCAGGAAUCUGGGAUCUAGCAAACCGGGCCGCGAGAUUGCCGGCCAGAGAAAGCGAGUGCUGCCGAGGAUGUUCUCGUUUGACGAGAACCUACCCAGAGAGACGGGCGAAGCAGUAGAGGAGACAUCCCUGAUUGAGAGCCUGGCUUCCACAGCCACUCAGUUACUACGUGCAAUAUCCAGGCAAAACAGCCUGGACAUGGACAGACAGCCACCGGUCAAGGAGUUCCAAGGUAAGGGGGUGGAGAUGUCCACAUUCAGUAAAAGUCUAGUAUUUCGGGAAGAAGAAAAACCCACACCAUGCAGUCAAAGAGAUAAAGCUGUGAACUCUUGGUGUGAUGGUGAUAUCCGAGGCAUGAAGAAUGGUUACUCUCAGGGAAAUAGCAGAAGUCGAAAAGUUGAUGUAAACAGGCAUGCGUUGGUAAAUGGCGACAAGGCUCAACCACUUAACAGCGACUCGGAGGACAGAAGUGACACCCAGAAUGACACCAACAGGGUGCAGCCUUCUGACUAUGACGUCAAGACCUUCAACUCAAAGGCCUCUAUCCAACUGAAACCCUAUUCAAAUGCACAGCCCGUCGUAGGAAUCAGCUGCCUGACAGCUCAGGGCGAGCUCUACCACAAAUCCCGUCCCUCGCAUAGUCUCCCUCGCAGGAGCAUCAGUAGAGAGCGAGACUCUUCCCUGGACUCUGUCUCCUCCUCUGACGACAGUCUCACUGCCUUCCCCGUGGAGUUGGCGAAUCCGGACGCCUGCGACAGAGACCACACAGGCAAAACCUCAACUCAUGCACUCCCUGACAAUCCGUCCAUGAAACCCAGCAAAUCACAAGUUUGUAAUGGAUCCAAGCAUACCAAUCCAGGUGCCUCAGUCACUGAUGGUCAAGUCCACGCUGAGAGUCCAGUUUCAUCAGAUAGCGAACUGAAGUCCAACAGUACGCUAGCUGAAUACGUUCUCCUAUCCCAAGAUAUGACACAGUGCAACGGCUGUGCUUCCACAGUUCCAAAAUCCAACUCUACCACUUCCCACAGACAUCAACACCCUAAAACAACAGAAUCAAGUCCAGCAGAAACAGAUAGUGACCACAACUCAGAAUCCAAACCGACUAGUAGUGGACCACUCACUGGGGAAUGCCAGGAUCUUAACUCCUCCACGGAUGACAGUUCAACUCCAAAUGGUCCUCUGGACGAAGACAAACCUCACCCUACGAGUCCCAAGGUCCGGCCCUCUCCCACCACUAAGGACGACCCCUCGCUGUAUCUACGCUACUACCACGUGUUCCGGGAAGGCGAGCUAGCUGACCUCAUAGAGGAGCACGUAGACAGUCUCCACAUCUUGAGAAGUUACUACGAUCACGCCAACUGGUGUGUCAUUGCAGAAAAGGUCCAAGUAUGGACCAUAUGAAUGGGCAACUUGAGAAUCAGGACCUAAUACCCUAACCCUCCCAGACCCUUCAAAAUCCACUGGUAGGUUUUUGAGAGGACUAAUGAAGGUACAUGUACAUGUAGAUCCCAGCCACUGUUACUGUACCUUAAGCCCCAGUCACACGUUUACGGUUUGGAGCUACAAAUAUCCACGGUUUACCAAGAAUCAAUCGAUCUUGAUGAACCAUCGAGAUUCGUGGAGAAAUCGACUUUCUAAGAAUGCACUACAGUUUUAGGACGGAAAGCCUCGACUGUCCUACGGUUUCUCUACAAAUACACCACGGUUUCCUGCAAAUAAAGCGUGGAUAUCCGUAGUACAACCUUUAAUAGCAGAACCCUAGAGCAUCCAUGCAUAUCCGUAGGUCAUUCAUACCAAAUUCGUAGAGAUUUCUACCAUGAAUGAGCUAUGAAUCUCCAAGAAUAUGUACGAAUAGCCACGAAUAACACUACGAAUCAGUACGGUUGUCCUACAGAUAUCCCAUGGUUGUACUACGGAUUGAUUUUCAUGACGUUUCACCACGCAAGUUUUGAACAGUUUAAAACUUCCGUAGCCCCUCCACGAAUACCCAAGGAAGAUGACGGAUAACCACGGAGGUACUAAGGAUGAAUACGGUACUCCCAGGGUUUAUCACGAAUUUCAAACCGUGGAGAUCCGUAGCUUCAAGCCGUAAUUGUGUGGCUGGGGCUUUACACUUUUAGCCUUUUGAAAAUUUAAGUUCAAAGAAUGUGCCACUGGGUUCCUCCAUCAUGGUGGAUAUUAUGGAGGAUUUAGGGAAGGCACCUAGACGAUUCCCAGGUUUCGUUGCAGUCUCGGCACAAAUUUGUUCUGUAGUUGGACCAAAUGAUACAUUCCUCUUUGCAACAUUUAUACUUGUUGUGAAUAUCGUUUGCAUACAAAUUGUAUAUCCAUGUACAUUUUGCAUUUUGUAUGGACUUACCAUGUACAGGUCUCCAUACAAACAGGUGCAUAAUUAGUAAAUUUGUCUCCAGAAAGUUGGCGAUUUUAAUAAAGCAGGACCAUCUGGUUAACAGAAAAAAUCAAUUUGGCAGGACCACUUGAGAUUUUAUCAGGAGAGAUUUUCUGCUGAUAUCUGAAAUCUGAACAGUUCCCACUGUAUAUUACCUCAUUUGUAUACCAUCAUUGUUUAUUCACUAAGGCUUUUAGUUGGUGACAGAUGGUUUAUGUUAUUGUUCACUGUUAACUAAAAUGCUCAUUUGAGGAAAAAAAAAUUCAGGGUAUGUACACGUACAGUACAUCAAACUGAAACGUUCACAUUAUUAAAAUAAACAAGGGGAAACUGACUAGGCGCAUUUACAGCUCGUCCCAAAAUACCCGCAACAUUUGUUUGUGAGGCUCUAGCGUCGCCGCGGAAACACGUCCCGCCGUUGUUUUUAUAUCACUUUAAAGCUUGGAAUCUUAAAUUUAU